UUGAUUCGACACAUUCCGCACUUAGGCCUAGCCUAUAAUGUUUUCUUCUUCAGAAAUCAAUAAAAUUGAAUCUGGUGUAGCACUAUAGGCCCAAAAUAUUGAUGCUCAACGGAGUUAUUCAUUUUAUCCUUUUUUUCCCGUCUAGAUCUAGGCCUACUCCUAUAUCGAAAAAGAAUUCGACUCAGAAUGCCCUGCUCUUUAUUAUUACAAUUAUUUGUUUAAUAUAGGGCCUAGGCCUAAGUUGUCAUUAUUUUUAUCAUGAUUUGUGACCAGACUCAGAAUUUCACGUGCCGGAUAUUUGCCGUUAGAUGUGUGCAUGCAUUUUGACGCCAAUGGAAAACAAAUUUGUAUCUAAACAGUUAGAUGACCCCCUAUUUUAUUACCCGAUCGAGAGCUAUUUUGUACAUAGUUAUGUAAUGCUGCACAGCAAAUUAGCUAGCGCAUACGCGAUACGUACGUACCCAAAUCAGGGCACACACGUGCGCUCGAUGCCCAUAGCAAUGCCACCGCAAUUCAUUGGAUGAAAGUUCACGCUUCCACCAUGACGUUAUCAUUGUGUGCUUAUUGUAAUGCUAAUCAGGAUCCAGGGUCUUUAGGCGAUUUAGAGUCAUUCCUGCCAUCACAAUUUAAACAUGAGGUUUGUAGCUACGAGACACUUGGUGGGGAGAGCAACUUCGAAUGUAUGCUGAGAAUGAAAGUAAAUAAUCAGGAUGAGGUUCAAACCUGGUUGGAAGCUUUCAAAAGCAGAACUGAUUCAGUGACUUGGAGGCUGGCAAGAACAUAUCCAGACGCUGGUCGUUUCAACAGUUACAGGGUUGACUUGCGAUGCCAGCACAAUACCAGACACACAUCCAAACCUGGAAAGAGAACCAAAGAUACCAAGUGCCCUGCCACAAUGUCCCUUGUUCUGAAACGGUCCAUUAAAUAUUCCAGGUCCAAAAAUCCUCACAUCACGGCAGGACUUCUGUUCACUGUUACCUUGAGGUUUGAACACAACCAUCCCCUCUCUUGCGCCAAUGCUGUUAGGAGGAAAGACGUUUCUGAAGCCACCGUUGCCAAGCUGAAAACCUUGUUCGAAAAUGGACACUCUCCCUCUUCGGCGCUUGAUACGAUGAAGCAUGACCUCCAGGAGGUGCACGGAGACCAGUACGUCUUUGUUUCUGCAGACCGCUCUAUCUGCCCAGACCUUCAUUUUUGCUACAGGCAAGUCAUCAAAGCUAGUACAUAGAUCAAUCUUAAGAAAUCUUACAAGAUUUAAAACCUCAAAAUUAGGAGUAGGGCCUAUACAUGCAAUAUUUUUAUACCUCCGCCACCGAAGGUGGUGCCGAAGGCAUCAUGAUGUAAUAGUAUUAGGGUUGUCCGUCCGUCCUGCUUCCCUGUUACCGCGAUAUCUCAAGAACCACUUGAGAUAUAAACUGCAAACUUGAUGAGAUCACUACAGCAAGACAAUCUGAUUAGAUCUUCAGAGUAAUUAGGUCAAAGGUCACAUGGGCCAAUUUCUGAAAUUAUUGGUUUCUAUCUUUUCUCGUUGUUUUUACCCUUCUACCAUCUCCUCUUUCUAUCUUUCCUCGUUGUUUUUACCCUUCUACCAUCUCCUCUCAUUGCUUUUACCCUUCUACCAUCUCCUCUUUAUAUCUUUCCUCUUUGUUUUUACCCUUCUUUCAUCUCCUCUU
Strongylocentrotus purpuratus (purple sea urchin) is the source of this 1673-nucleotide messenger RNA. RefSeq lists its product as uncharacterized. The transcript is spliced from 4 exons. Lineage: Eukaryota; Metazoa; Echinodermata; Echinoidea; Camarodonta; Strongylocentrotidae. Bases 521 to 1228 code for a protein of 235 amino acids. The record is from RefSeq and is a predicted model, not a curated record.